This is a messenger RNA of Dendronephthya gigantea, 1228 nucleotides long. RefSeq names its product protein tyrosine phosphatase type IVA 3-like. The record is from RefSeq and is a predicted model, not a curated record. Gene Ontology annotation, molecular function: protein tyrosine phosphatase activity. The transcript has 6 exons. NCBI's taxonomy places the organism in Eukaryota, Metazoa, Cnidaria, Anthozoa, Malacalcyonacea, Nephtheidae. Bases 344 to 895 code for a protein of 183 amino acids. Gene Ontology annotation, biological process: protein dephosphorylation. Gene Ontology annotation, cellular component: nucleus.
GAAAAUUUUCAGUCUCGAUCACUACAUUGGUGUGGCAAAGACUUUCCCAUAUUGUUGGGGGCAGUUUUCACAAAAGGAUCUGAUCUUCAAUGAGCAGAGAUUACUCUCUCUUCGGCUUUAGGAGCAGACUUCAGAAGUUUAUGGAGUACUUCCUGAAAGACAGUGGAGAAUUUUGCCAAGCACAACACGAGUGAUUUUGAAACGCGUUUGCCCGUUCACAUUCCACACGGAUGGGCUAAAAAGACACGGGAAGGGAAGAAGCGUAACUUGAUUAAACAACGGUGAAAAGCGAUCGAAGUUCGGUGUAAUUUUUGAUAGAAAAUUUGAACAAUAAAACAGAAACAUGAAGACGCCUUCGGACACGAAAUCUGUUGGCAUUACCGCUGUAGCAAGGCUAAGCACUCCCAGCGUUCCGGCGAUGAUCGAGUACAAAAAGAUGCGAUUUAUGAUCAUGGAUAGGCCUACAAACGCUAACCUUAAAACCUACAUAGAGGAACUGAAGAGAAGAGAUGUGCACGACGUUGUACGAGUCUGUGAGCCAACCUACAAUGUAGAACCGCUUAAAAAAGAAGGAAUAAGCGUCCUGGACUGGGCAUUUGAUGAUGGUGCUGCUCCGCCAAAAGCAGUUGUAGAAGACUGGUUGAAUCUUAUAAAAGUGAGGUUUCAUGAUAAAAAUGGAUCCUGUAUUGCUGUGCAUUGUGUUGCAGGCUUGGGAAGGGCACCAGUCUUGGUUGCCAUAGCAUUGAUAGAAGCUGGGAUGAAGUAUGAAGAUGCUGUUACCUUGAUUCGAGGCCAAAGACGUGGUGCUAUAAAUGCCACUCAGCUAUCAUAUCUAGAGAAGUACAAGCCAACUAGACGUCUUAGGGUAAAAGAAAAUGGCUGCUGUUUACAAUGACUGUAUGAACGGUUUAUAAAACAGAUAAAUAUGCCCUGAUUUAUUGACCAUUUUCUACAAAAAAAUAUUUUUUUGACAAAUUAAAUAGCCAAUUUAAUAGUAGAGACAUGUAGCAAAUUGGGUGAGUUGAACAAUUUUAGUAAUAUUGGAUUGUUGAAAUCCAGCUGAAACUUGUGAAAUACUAAAAAUUGUGAUAUUUUAGCAAGGUGUAAAUGAAUUAAUGUGGGAUAUAAAAUAUGUAUUUGAACAGAAAUGACAAUGUACACACUAAUGGAUUAAUGCCUGUAACUAGUCUUAGUAUGUUGGAUAAGUAAUAAUUUUAUUUUUAACCAA